Chroicocephalus ridibundus (black-headed gull) is the source of this 2170-nucleotide messenger RNA. It is a transcript of the gene GRN, whose product is annotated as granulin precursor. Gene Ontology annotation, cellular component: extracellular region. NCBI's taxonomy places the organism in Eukaryota, Metazoa, Chordata, Aves, Charadriiformes, Laridae. The record is from RefSeq and is a predicted model, not a curated record.
GCUUGCGGCUGGCCGGCGCCGCGGCCCUGGCGGGCGGGCCGGGAGCGGGGCAGGGCCGGGACCCGGAGCGGGUACGGCCGGGCGGGGGGCACCGGGAGCACUGGGAAUACUGGGAGCACUGGGAGCCCGCAGGUGUCCCCAGCGCCAUGAGGACCCUCCUGCCGCUGUGGCUGGCCCUGGCCGGAGCCGGCGCCUGGCUGCCGUGUCCCGAGGGACAGCCGUGUCCCGUCACCCCGGUCCUGCCCGCCAGCAGCGUGGCGCUGUGCCAGGACGGCACGCCAUGCCCCGCCGCGGCCAGCUGCCCGCUGCCAGAGGGGGUCCUCUGUGCCGGUGGCCACCGCUGCUGUCCCCGAGGGUCCCGCUGCAGCGCCGACGGGGAAUCCUGCAUCGCAGCCCCAGCCCCCCGCGCUGUCCCCUGUCCCGACGGACAGUCCGAGUGUCCCGAUGAUGCCACCUGCUGCGUGACGGCCACCGGCGCCUGGGGGUGCUGCCCCAUGCCCCAGGCCUCGUGCUGCGCCGACAAGGUGCACUGCUGUCCCCACGCCACCCUCUGCGACCUGGCCCACGGGCGCUGCCUGUCACCCGCCGGUGACAUCCCCUUGGCCACCAAAUUCCCCGCCUGGAAGCGCCAGCCCCCAGCAUCAGUGGCCCUGCGCCAGGUGCUGUGCCCCGACGGCCGCUCGGCGUGUCCCGACGGCGCGACCUGCUGCCAGCUGUCCUCGACGCAGUACGGCUGCUGUCCCCUGCAGAACGCGGUGUGCUGCGGCGACGGGCGGCACUGCUGCCCGCAGGGGACGACCUGCGACCUGGAGCGCUCCACCUGCACCUCGGCACGGCCCCUGCCAGCCCUGCCCAAAGCCAGCGACGUGCGGUGUGACGAGGAGACGAGCUGUCCCGACGGGAACACGUGCUGCCGGCUGAGCUCGGGGGCCUGGGGGUGCUGCCCCCUGGAGCAGGCCGUCUGCUGCCCCGACCACGUGCACUGCUGUCCCCAGGGCUACACCUGCGACCCGGCGGGGGGCAGCUGCCUGCAGGAGGGGGGGGGCCGCCGGCCCUGGCUGCAGAAGAGCCCGGCGCUGGCCCGGGGAGGGGCCGUGGUGGCCCGUGGGGGGGACGUGCGGUGUGACGAGGAGACGAGCUGUCCCGACGGGAACACGUGCUGCCAGCUGAGCUUGGGGACAUGGGGGUGCUGCCCCCUGGAGCAGGCCGUCUGCUGCCCCGACCACGUGCACUGCUGUCCCCAGGGCUACACCUGCGACCCGGCGGGGGGCAGCUGCCUGCAGGAGGGGGGGGGCCGCCGGCCCUGGCUGCAGAAGAGCCCGGCGCUGGCCCGGGGAGGGGCCGUGGUGGCCCGUGGGGGGGACGUGCGGUGUGACGAGGAGACGAGCUGUCCCGACGGGAACACGUGCUGCCAGCUGAGCUCGGGGGCCUGGGGGUGCUGCCCCCUGGAGCAGGCCGUCUGCUGCCCCGACCACGUGCACUGCUGUCCCCAGGGCUACACCUGCGACCCGGCGGGGGGCAGCUGCCUGCAGGAGGGGGGGGGCCGCCGGCCCUGGCUGCAGAAGAGCCCGGCGCUGGCCCGGGGAGGGGCCGUGGUGGCCCGUGGGGGGGACGUGCGGUGUGACGAGGAGACGAGCUGUCCCGACGGGAACACGUGCUGCCAGCUGAGCUCGGGGACAUGGGGGUGCUGCCCCCUGGAGCAGGCCGUCUGCUGCAGGGACCACCAGCACUGCUGCCCCCGGGGCUACACCUGCAACGUGGCCGCCCAGAGCUGCGAGAAGCUGCUGGCACCCACCCCCCUGCUGCCGGCACCCGCCCCCCCCCUCCGCCUACCCGCCCCCCCCCACCGCCCACCCAACCCCGCCCCAGCCCUCCUGCGGGCUACCAGCACCCAGCCGGGGGCCACCGUCCCCUGCGACGCUGCCAACUCCUGCCGCCCUCGCCAACGGUGCUGCCAGAGCCGGGGGGGCUCCUGGGGGUGCUGCCCCUUCACCCAGGGCUCCUGCUGCUCCGACGGCCGGCACUGCUGCCCCGGGGGGUCCCGCUGCAGCCGGGGGGGCCAGGGGUGCAGCCCCCAGCGCUGGGACCUGCCCGCGCCCCGUCGGGUGCUGCUCUGAGCGCCAUGGGGACACCCCCCCCCCCGGGUGCCACCACCCCAAUAAAAGGGUUC